Patella vulgata (common limpet) is the source of this 1034-nucleotide messenger RNA. Its product is annotated as nucleolar pre-ribosomal-associated protein 1-like. Gene Ontology annotation, cellular component: nucleolus. Lineage: Eukaryota; Metazoa; Mollusca; Gastropoda; Patellidae. Gene Ontology annotation, biological process: maturation of LSU-rRNA from tricistronic rRNA transcript (SSU-rRNA, 5.8S rRNA, LSU-rRNA); maturation of 5.8S rRNA from tricistronic rRNA transcript (SSU-rRNA, 5.8S rRNA, LSU-rRNA). The transcript is spliced from 7 exons. The coding region runs from base 15 to 1034 and encodes 339 amino acids. The record is from RefSeq and is a predicted model, not a curated record.
UUGAAAUAGAAAACAUGUCUGUAGUUCAUAGGAAAAGAAAAAAGCCUAAAGAUGACGCCGAUGAGGGUUCAGUCAUCAAGAAAACCAGAGAAGUCGAAUCCUUCAACCAGUUGAAGUUCAAGUCUAUGCUGAAAAACAUUGACACAACAUUUUUAGCUUUAGAAGAAUUUGCUGAUGCAGCAAAUGGAUUUCCAGAUUUUACAGAAUAUGACAUUGUUAAAGAUUAUAUCCAGAAUUCUCCCGACUGUGCUGAAGUAUUUCAACUACUGGAUGGUAAAACACCCAAGUCAACUGAGAUUGCUAAGAUAUUUCGUGUAUUAGAAUGUAUUUUAAUACGAACAGGGGAUGAUCUGGCCGAGAAAUAUGGUAAAGUUGGAGAAAGUAUCGUUAGUCAUUUGACCAAAACAAAUUUUAAACAGAUCUAUUUGUCGUUGAAUAUCUCAAACAAAUCUAACCAAUUAAAGAACAGCUUGAAGUUACUAGCUGCCAUGGUAAUACAGGGGGACAACUCUGCAGUGUCGGUUUUAUCAUUAUUUGAUGAGAAAAACCAAGGAACUCUUCUGCCUCUUUAUAAAAGAAAAAAUAUUAGUGAUCACCAGGAUGUAAGAACGUGUGUCGUCCAUUUUAUAAUAGCGUUAUUAUUAACGGGUAGUAACAGUAUUAUACGACAACUCUUAAAGAAAACUGCUUUGUUACAUAAUAUAUUUUAUGGAAUAUCGGAAGAUAAAUUUGAACUGAUUGAAGUUGUUCUUCCAAUAUUUCAAGAAAAGGUUGUUGAGAAUGGAGGUAUCAGUAAAUCACUGAAAGUUGCUGUUUUCAACCCUAAUAUACUUAAUCAUUUAACACAGCUAUAUUACUGGUCGGGGCCACAGAAAUGGAAAGAAAAUAAAAAAGAUGAUAUACAGGAUACAGCAUCAGCAGAAGACAAAGUGUUAGUUAUAGAAAUGGUUCAUAAAUUCCUAGUCAAAUUAUGCUGUUCUUUUAAAUAUGGCAUCGCCUACUAUGAUAAAUCUACUGGUACAGGAAAAAUGUAA